AUGAUUGCUGUUAUGCCCAUAAUGACAUCAAAACGAAUAAUAUCAUGGCAGCACUGGGAAGCCACAACGGAGCAUCUCUCUCGAAGGAUAUACAAUCAUACAUCGAAAUGCAUCCCGCCGAAACUUAUGACCCUCUCAGUCUUCCCGGACUCACUCACUGUUAGCCAGGCCUUUGAGCUAGUCACGGACUAUCAGAUGUUUUCGCAGGAGGAUUUCGAUAGCGCAGCGCAUAUUCCACAGAUUACGGGACAUAUUGGUAAAAUCCCAUCCACGUUUUUGAGCGAAUGCGCAUUUAGUGCCAGAUUCUUUGCUCGAAAUGGGGAGCUUUGGAAAAUCAAAGAUUGGGAUGAAUGUAGCAUUGAAGCUACCGUCGAGGGGUUUCAGAUGCUAAACAUUUGGAUUUGA
Molecule: messenger RNA, 405 nt
Organism: Guyanagaster necrorhizus
Lineage: Eukaryota; Fungi; Basidiomycota; Agaricomycetes; Agaricales; Physalacriaceae
Exons: 3
Coding region: 1-405 (134 amino acids)
Source: RefSeq, a predicted model, not a curated record